This is a messenger RNA of Apis mellifera (honey bee), 6773 nucleotides long. Its product is annotated as kinesin 3E. Gene Ontology annotation, cellular component: microtubule; kinesin complex. The coding region runs from base 647 to 6277 and encodes 1876 amino acids. NCBI's taxonomy places the organism in Eukaryota, Metazoa, Arthropoda, Insecta, Hymenoptera, Apidae. Gene Ontology annotation, molecular function: plus-end-directed microtubule motor activity; microtubule binding; ATP binding. The transcript is spliced from 10 exons. Gene Ontology annotation, biological process: microtubule-based movement. The record is from RefSeq and is a predicted model, not a curated record.
GAUAAAUUAAACUGAUUGGUGAAUUUAUUUGAUAGAGCAAGAAGGAUUGUUUGAAUAAGUAAAUUGUAACAAUCUUCAAUGAUAUAAAUGAUGGCGUAAUUUCGGAAAUAAUAGAAAAGUAUGAAAUGAGAAUGAGAAAAACUCGUCUCCAUUCAGCGAGGGGGAUAAGGAUAAACGUAUCUCGCGACGUGAGAAAGGGAGAGAGAAAGAGAGGACGAGCAGUUUAUUUAAAGCAACGAAUUUCCAAGAGGUGCCAUACUCGAUCCAGGGGAUGUUCUUGCGAUAAAGGAUCGACCGAUACGCGGAGUGACGUAGUGGGGGAAGCACGACAAGCUGAUGAUACACGGUUAGACAGUUUAACGACUUGAAACAGAAAUAUCUGGCGAAAGAGAGAAAAGGAAAGAGAGAGAGGGAAGGAUCGUCUCUUCUAGAAUAACACUUGUGGUCUGCAUGGCGACGCGGCGCCUCGGCAGAGGACGAAGAGGAUAACAAGAGGAGACAUCUAUUCGCGUAUACAACGAUUCAUUCAAGAUCUUCCCUUCGAGGAUUUUUUUAUAAGCCUUCUUAUCAAUGAUGGGGAAAAUUUAAUAAUUAAAUUUCGACAAGUCUACUUCGAGGUCUCCAUCGAUCGAUACUUUUCGCCACGAUGAAUAACUUUGUAUUCAUUUGUAUUUCGUUCGAGAAAGCUGUUCGAAUGAGAGAUGAAUCGGAUAGUUGGUUCUCACGAGUUUCCUGGAAAUCGAUGGAAUUGAUCGAUACAAAUGUGAAGAAAGAGUCGAAUUUAACGGGGUCAGAGGUGGUCGUCCACACAGAGUCGAACGAGAUCUCGCUAACGAACUUGAAAGUAUCUUCGAGCAAAGCCGGAGACAGCCGGGAGAGGAUCCGAAAAUAUGGUUUCGAUUAUUGCUUCGACUCGUCGAAUCCAGUUGCGCAGAAUUUCGCGGACCAGGCAACCAUUUACCAAACACUUGGCAGGACUGUUCUGGACAACGUUUUCACCGGUUAUAAUUCCUGCCUGGUGGCGUACGGGCAAAGCGCGUCCGGGAAAACUUACACCAUGAUGGGGACCAAGGAGGAUCCGGGGCUCACGCCACGCCUUUGCGAGGGAAUUUUCGCGAGGAUCGAGGAGGAGAGGAGGAACGAGAGAAAUUAUGGGGUUUCUGUCAGUUACUUGGAGAUAUACAACGAGAGGGUGAGAGAUCUUUUGAAGCCGUCCUCGAGCGCGGGGGGAUUGAGAGUUCGCGAGCAUCCUCGACUCGGCCCUUACGUUCAAGGUUUGACGCAUCACGCGGUGCGCACCCUGGGCUCGUUGAUGUCCUGCGUGGAGGAGGGGACGAGGGCACGGAAGACAGCGUCCACGUUGCAGAACCCGAGCAGCAGCCGAAGCCACGCUCUGCUCACGAUCGUGGUCGGCGAGGGAAGCGAAGAAGCGUCGUCCUCGAGGAGGAGGAGGCCGUCCCGCGGCGGCAGCAAGCUGCGUCUCGUCGAUCUGGCGGGGAGCGAGAGCGCGGCUACCUGCGGUGGCGUUCAUCGGCUGAAGGAGGGCGCGAAUAUAAACAAGAGUCUAGUGGCGCUGGGGAACGUAAUAUCGGCCCUUGCGGAGAGGCCAGGAAGUGGCCCAGGAAGGAGGUUCAUCCCUUACAGAGAUUCUUCGCUUACUUGGCUGUUGAAGGACGCACUUGGCGGAAAUGCCACUACCAUUAUGCUCGCCACUAUCUCGCCAGCGAGCGGAAGUUACAACGAGACAGCCCGCACGUUGCGAUUCGCGCAGAGGGCGCAGAGCGUGGUCAAUCGGCCGAUGGUCAACGAGGACCCGGUGGCGAAGAUCGUCCGUGAGCUGAGGGCGGAGGUGGCCAGGUUGAAAUCCUUGCUCGUGGAAAAGAACACGGAUCCGGACACGAAGGUGUUGUGCCGUUGCCGGAAGGGAAUUCGAGCAGAGUUGAUCGGCACGGAGGGAGUCGGAUCGUGCGAACGAACCGCGGAACGGAGUUGGAAGGAGGAGGGGGGGAUAGAAUCGAUGGCUAAGGCCGCCUUCCCCCUUCAAAGAUCCAAUUCCACGGACACGCAUCACGUCAUCUCCCCCCGUUCGGGGAAGAGAUUCGGUUCCCUGGAAUUUUUCGAGAGCGAUCGUUUCGCGGCCGGCUACAACCGAGCUCGGGUGACGGAGUUGAACGAGGAGGAGGGGGCCGGCGAGGAGGCGAGCGAAUCCGUGUUCGUCGACAUACCGACCUUGGUCGCAGUCCUGAUCAAACCUGACGAUAACCCCGACGAGCCCUCGGCGCGGAUCGAGGAGAUCUACUCGGACGAGGUGGUGGACGAAUCGUCGAACGACGUGGACGAGUUUGUCGAAGGGGAAGGUCGAAAGGGGACGCACGAGAGAAAUUCGCCCGACGACGGGAGGAUAUACGACGAGAGAAACGCGGGGCAGAGGAAGCGAAAGUUUCGCAAGCAGGACUCGGUGGACGCGAUCCCCCCGCUCACGAAUUUGCACGCGUCGAGGAAGUUGUUCGGCUCGGUGGAGGCGAUCCAGAGGAGGGAUCCCGUGUUCCCGUUGGAGAGGUCUUACACGAGUUUGGAGAAACGGCCGGCCUCGUCCACGGUUCCCGACCGCGUGGCGAAGAAGUUGAACGACAUCCGGGAGGUGGAGGAUCGAAGGAAGAAGAAUUGGGGAGGUAAGCGGGGGAGCAACGAGCGGCUGGAGCGUAAGGGGAGCAACGAGUCGGACAGGGGAGUGGCGCAAAAGGCGGAGAUAAACGAAUCGAACGGGUGCAGGGCGAGGAGCUACGCGAGGAAGCCCAGUUUGGAGAGCGUGAGGCGGAAGAGCAGCAAGGACAGCAGUUCGAGCAGCUCGAAGGACGAGCAGAUCUCGAUCGCGGGUCGGGGCGACAAGUCGUCGAGCAGGAAGAAUUCGUUGGAUCAGGAAUCCUCCUCGAUCCUCAAGAACCAUCACACCCCUAUACAGAGGGUGAAGCGCGCAGAGAUCGUGGCAGCCGUCACGGAGAGAUUGUACUCGAGCAAGAGGAGCGCGGAGGAUUCGCCUGGGAUGCGUUCCCCGACGGGGGAGGCGUCGACGGCCGAGGGGGGGACGAGAUCCGUGGCCAGGUUGAAGCUGCAGGAGAUCUCGAGGAAGAUGUUGAUGGGGAAACGUAGACGGGUGAGCGUGGACACGCAGACGGAUUGCUCGAGGACCGUGCGAAUGAGGGACACGGCUUCCCUCACGGAUACGUCGCCGAUCGCUCGUCGCGACGUCGCGAUCUCGACGGAUCACCGUCAGCUUUGCGAGCACCGGUGGGACAAGGGGUUGUCCGGGCCCGUGUUGAGGGUGAAGGAAAUGGCCACCUCGACCGACAAACCGAGGACGGUCGUGAGCGUGGUCAGGUGCAGGGACGUGGCCAGCUCGGCGACCGAUCUCGAGGACUACGACGGGGUUGUUAACUCGCCGCGGAACGAUUCCGGCAUAUUGUCGGACGACGGCCAGAAUUACUACGCGGAGAGCAGCGAUCCGAGCAGCGUGGACGUGUCCGUCGAUUUUUGCCAAGAGGGAGGGCGGGGGAGGGCGGCGUGCACCGAAAGUUGCACGAACACGAGCGCGUUCUCCACGUGUCGAAGUUUCGCGGUGCAGACGCUGCGACGAAUGGAUCCACCUGAAUCCUUUCCAUUCGCUUGCUCGAGGCGGUGUUGUUCCGUGGACGAACAGCAGCGAUGCGGGGAGAGGAGCGUCAUCUCCAUAUCGUUGCCCGACUCGGUGAGCAUCACGAUCGAGAGCGGGAGUCGGGGAUCGGGGAUCGUCUCGACGAGGGUGAAGGGUGGGGGCGAGGGUGGAGGCGCGACCAAGGACGAGAGCGCGCAAACGAAAGCAGGGGGGGAGACGACGUCGCCUGCGUUGGAUCGGACCGCAUCGACGCCCAGCCAGACCGACGGCAAGGUGUUCAGGAUCGAGAACAUCUUUCACGAUCCUAACAACGCGGUUGAGAGGAGUUAUUGUUCGAGGGCGGGCUCGAAGAGUAGUCCUCGAGGAGGAGCGGGGGGCGAGGAGCGGGCCAGGAUCGGGAAUUCCAUUACCUUGAGGAAUUCCCUUGGCACGUCGUCCCAGGAGGAGGAGGGGGAGGAGAUGAUGGGGGGGCACGAGCUGGAAGGAUUCAUCGGAGAAGGUUUGAUCACCGAGGCGUUCAUCAACCGGAAGCGAAGUUUCAGCUCGAGGAGGGAGCACGUUUACCGGGAACCGUCGAGGAGUAUUUUGUUCGAGGGGGCGAAGGAAACGGAGGUCUCACCGUCGUUCUGGCAACUAGGGACCCCGUUCGAAACGAAUCGUGACGUGGCGUGUUUUCGCCCCUUUGGAACGAACGAUAAUCACGAUCACGGUUUCUCGGACGACAGUUUGGAUUACAACGAGAGCAACGCGUCCAGCGACGACCCGACGACGUCGUUGUUGAAAGCGAAGCAGCAGCAGGGGAUGGGGCGAGAGAGGGAGAAUUUUUGCCCGCCCGACGUGGUGGCGCACACAAAGAAAUCGAUGGAAACCGAUCCCAAGAACGAGCCCGUUGCCGAUUUCCAACGCGAAUUCCCGAAAACCAGGAAUCCCGCCAAAUUGGCCGAAAUCGUGGCCCACAAAGCGCACGAGUCCCUCACGAUUUUCGCGGGCAAACCGUUUCGUAACUACGGAGGGGGAGGGAUGGACGAAUCCGACAACAUUGUUUCCCCGAACAAUUUCGGAAGGAAGAAGAAGGUGUCUUUCUCGAGUUCCACCACCGUCUCCGAGAAGAGGUUCGACUCGAUCGGGAUCCUGAAGCCGAUCAUCAAGAGGAGAAGGAGGAGGAACGCGGCGGCCGACGAAUCGCCGAACCCUGUCCAUUCCUCGAACGAGGAGACCGAGGAGGACUCUAAGCAAGAGAGAAGGGGAGAGUUGAUAUCGAAGAUCGGUUGGAGAGAGAAGACACGAUCGGGCCACGGCUCAGAGGAGAGCAAGGAGGAGGAGGAGGAGGAGUUGGCGUUCGAGGAAGAGGAAAGUUCGAGGAAGAAGAAUCGGAGGAAGGUGAAGUUCUUCGCGGACGAGUCGUCGGAGAACACGUGCAGCGAGUCGGAGAGUUACGAGAACGUGGAGGAGGAGGAAGAAGAAGAGGAGGAGGAGGAGGAUAGAAACGUUUUUCUGGAGGAAUAUCUUAGCGAGGCGAUGACCUUGAUGCGAAAUCUCAACUCUGGGACGAGCACGUGUCGCGCGUAUCGAAGCGGAACCCCUUCCUUUCGGAACCAUCCCCCGAAAUUCACGAUCGAUCGGCGAGGCGAGGGAUCGACGAAUCGAGCGGCUCGGCGGAUCCCCGACUUGUCGAUCGACGCGUCGACAGGGAUCUCGUACGAGAGGUGCGUGAAGGGUAUCCAGAGGCUGGAAGACUGCAUACGAAGGAUCGACAGGCACAACGAGUUGCUGAAGGAGAAGUACGGGGUCGAUUGCGAAUCUGCUGGCUCUAGACCGGAUCUAGCGAAUCCCAGCACGGAUCCUCAUCGCUCAUCCAACGACGAUGAAGACGAUUCGAAGGUUGUGGACGGGGCGAGGGAAGUCGGUUCGAAAAGCAGCUCCAGCGUCGCGGAACGGAAGGAGGACGAUUUGGAGAGGAAGAUCUUCGAUCAACUGAUGAACGUGGCCAAUUCCAUCCGAUAUCCACGCUCCAACGUUGCACCCCCCUGCUCCACCAAUGCCAAAUUCCGCCAAGAACCGCGAGAGUUUAGAGGGAAUCUGAGCCUCGAGGAGAGCGACUCGGAUCGCCAAGACUUCGCCACUUACGAAAUUACGGGGAACCUGUCCGUGGGCAGGAAAUGCCGUUUCACGGAUCGGAACAGCGACACGGAUUGCAACAGUUUGGACGAGGACUUGUUGCCUCCCAAAAGAGGCUUCGAUCGUUUUUCUCGAUCGGGGGAUCGUUUCACAAUUUUCGGGGAACGCGAUGACGAUCUCUCGAGCACGAGCAGCUACAAUUUUCCCGCGAGACGCGAGGCUGGGAUUAGGAAUGGAGAUCGGGGAAGGGGAGCAAGUUCUCCCGCGGAGAAAGGGUGGAGAAGAUUUCGAGGAACGGACGAUUGUUCGCGAUGGGGGACGUUGAGGUGGGAUCAGGGGUGGUGCAGGGGGUGCGCGCGGGGUUCGAGAGAUCGGGCGGAUGUCGAGGCCGGCGUCGAGGCGAGGGACAAAUUGAGAUCGCCGGCGAGUCCGAGGGCGAGGUUUCUCGAGCUUUUGCGGGAGAGGCGGCGGAUCGUGGAAUGCUGCCGUGGCGCGAGUGCCUCUUGAACGGAGCCCCUCCAAUUGUAAAAUUCUAUUUUUCUAUUUUAUUAACGCGAGGCGAGGCAUAUUUCGCUCUAUAUAUAUAUAUCUUGUAAAUAUAAACUCGAAUCUUUUGUAAACCCCCUCCGUGCGUGAUUUAACUUAUUCGCCUUUUGGAAUGUAUGUAUCCCGGGGUGGAAGAACUCCGGUUGGUAAUUCUUAAUCAAAUUACAUUCUGUAAGAAAGAAAGAAAGAAAGAAAGAAAGGAAGGAAGGAAGAAAAGAUGUGGUUUUUAAUUCGAUAACUCGAAGAAAGUUUACACACCGCCUCCCUUAAUUAUAUACGCGCGUAUUUUUUUAUGGUUUUAUUUUUCGAUGUAAAAAUCAAAAAGAAAGAUUUAACUUAUUCGCCUUUUGGAAUGUAUGUAUGUAUCCCGGGGUGGAAGAACUCCGGUUGGUAAUUCUUAAUAUCAAAUUACAUUCUGUAAGAAAGAAAGAAAGAAAGGAAGGAAGGAAGAAAGAAA